GACCAAUCAAAAGAGUUCAUGCCAUUCUACCUUUGAACUACCUAGGUAGGUUAGCCUUUCCUCUCCAUUGUCAAGAACGAUCCUAGGCGGCAACCCUCACCUAGGUUGGAUUAACAACUUUAACCUACCAGCCUUUACAUCGUAAUUACUUUUAAUAUUUUACUAUUUGCGUUAAUCACAAAUUCAUCACGAACCCGCGAGAUUACAACAUCGACAAUUUUCAUUACUUUGCGACUACCUAGUAACUACUAGACUCGCAUUUAGGAUUCUUUCACUUCAUUGGAAUAAUCAUCCUCUUUGUUAUAUUGUCUAGCUCAAGCUGUUAAAUCGUUCAUCUAGAGCACAGCCCUUGCCGAUACUUGUCAUAGGUAUUGGAUAAGUAGGUAUCUACGAUUACGACAACAACCUACCUACCUAGGUACACUUUUGCCUGUAGGUAUCAAGCAGUUGAAGCUAUCCGAGUCAUCGAACAUCCCCGCGCGACGAUCAAUCUGGCGCCUCGACUUCCUCCCACCCCUCACGUCUAAUACACAACACAAUACAAAUAAUAUCCUUGACCUACCCGCAGUUGCUAUUCUCGACAGCAUGCGAUUCGGUGACGCACGGCGCCUCUAGCAUGACAAUAUAGUUAGGACAAGUGAUCAUCCAGAAUCAACAUGGCUAACAGCGCGGAUUCAAGUCACUCCAACCUGAAGGAACUGGCAGUUUCGCAUUCGCAAACAAGACAAGAAAAUGGCCAACAUCUACCAGAAUCUUCAUCGUCUGAUAUUGCACGCGAGUCGCCCGUACCUAACUUGACCAGGCUUCUUAGAGGCAAGGGGCGUGAGUGGGAGGCCAUAAAAGCCAAACCUAGACCAUUGCAGCUUCUUGACCUACCCGUUGAUAUACUUAGGCUUAUCGUGAAGGAGGUUACUCAUACGAAUGACUUGACCUCGUUGGCUUUGACGAACUCUAAGCUCUAUUAUCUUACAAUACCGCAUAUCUAUGCUCGUUUCGACAUUGUCUGGCCAGAUGACACUGUGCCACAAUCUGAUAGCAAAAACGUAGAUGCGCUGACCUAUGGACUAGCUACAUUGUGUCUAGGUAGCAAGUUCGCCCAGAGAGCAAGAUGGUUGCGAGGCAGUUCUCUAGGAAAACUGAAGCCCUCCGAGAGGCUCAUCGACAAUCAGUACGCAAAAUAUACGCGUAAAUUCUCGCUUGGAAACGGACCGAAGGAUUGGACAGCAGAAUACAUGGUUAAUAAGGAGGCCGGAAAGAUGCUAGGAACCUUAGUAGCGAUAGCUGUCGGUAAGAUGAUCAAUCUGGAGACCUUUGUUUGGGACAUGCCAACUGGAGUCCUGUCCGAAGUCUUCAUGGCUCUUGCGUCUCUCCAGGAUCAUUACUCAGAGGGCGAACACAAAUUGGAGAAAAUCUGGGUUCGUUGGCAUGACAACUCGGAAAUCCCAGAUGCUUCCUCGUCCGCGUCCAGUCCCAUCCAGCCGCCGCCGCCGCCGCCAUUACCUCUUCCGCCCAUCGGCGACAUAGUAACCCUCAUAGGGACUACCCUCCCGAACGAUUAUCAACCACCUGUGAUAUCGCCGAUUAAAUACUCCGAGAGUAACGUCGAGUACCCAACAUUCAGCGUGCUACCACCUUUAAAGAGCUUGACGGUACUGGACAUUGAUGAACUUGCAUAUCUUGAUGAGAUGUCUGUGCUUAUCGAGCGCUCAAAGUCUUGCCUCCGAGAACUUCGGGUCGGGAUGUCUCAUAAGGUAUACCUGUCCGACUUUGCGCAUCCCUGGGAUAGCUCUAUUCUUCAACAAGUCGACCACGAAGCUCAAUGGCCCGGGGAAAGUCGCAUCGGCGAAAGGCGGCUAGGAGGAGUGCUUGGGGUGCUAGUCGGCCGAAUAUAUGACAUCCGACGAAAACCUCUAAAGACGCAAGAGAAGGAGGCAACUGAUCCAGCUCCAGAUCAGAACGCCGGAUCGCAGUUUAGCGGUGGCGAAGAAUUUGGCUCAUCAAGUGUCAAUGGCGUACCACCACCGUUCAUGCCUACUACGGCUGUUUCAAUGACCGGCCAAACACACCCGCAGAGCCCGCGGCAAUCCGAUGCAACGAGGAUUUCAACGCAGAAAACCAAUGCCUUACAUGGACAGAGGAAACGCCUUGACGGGAAACUCCAGCUAGAGACCCUCGAGCUUGAAAGGGUCCCGCUUUCGUUGCAGGUCUGUACCAAAGCUAUAGACUGGAGUGUCCUCACUAGCCUCACAAUCCUAGAUUGCCUGCUCGUCGAGCACCUAUGGAGAACACUCAGGAGGCAGUUUCACCCUACAGCGCCGACUCAUGGCUCGCCUGCUGGCACUCCAACUCAGUAUCACUUGGCUCUCAAAUAUAUUCAUACGGAUAACACUUGUAGUAGCCUCAUAAGUUUCGUUAAGGAAACUCUAGCACCGAAUAGUCUUGAGGUACUUUUCUUGCAGGACCGACGACGAACGCCUUCUCCGGCUGUCAAGCUCGACCAAAUAUUCAAAGGCGCGAUAAAGCGCCACCGAUCAAGUCUUAAGAAACUAUUACUUGAUAGUUCAGAGGUGUUGGGAGACGGGCGUCGUUGGGCUAGCUGGGUGCUUAGUAGUGAUAUGGUCUCCUACAUCACUAGCGGACGAAUGCCCAAUUUGAAGGAGCUCUCUGCAGCAUUUGAUUAUAAGGACUGGCAUCCAUUCCUUCAAAGGCUUCCAAACAUUCCCCAGCUUCGCUCCUUACACAUCUCCCACUUAUCGGAGCACAUUUCGGGCAAUUUCGAGCCCAAGGAGCUUGCACUUCAGCUUGUCGACAUUAUCACCCUGCGGCCGGAGAUUCAACUUUGUUACGUAGGGAUAGGUACGAAAUGCUAUGAAAUAUUAGAGACCCGGCCAAACGAUAUCAGGAACGGGAUUUCCGAUGCCGGGCUCAACGGGAAUCACCAUGGAAACGGUGCCAUCGUGAUCGACAUGGACGAUGACAAUGAGGAUGACGGCAGUGAGGCUGACGAAGAGACGGAAGACGAUGACGAUGUGAACGAUGACAAUACUAAUGCAAGCCCUACAGACGCUGGGGAUGAUUUCACGGAUGUAUCUGAUGACGCUGAGUCUGAGACGGAGUCGAUUCAGGAGGGAGACUCGGCUGGGUCAGCAGCACGGCUUCGUUUACGUGAGAUACUGUUUUACGAUGACAAAGUGGCCGUAUUCAAGGCGAGGCACGGCAGGCUAUAAACUUGACUAUUAUGUUAGGUCUAUUCGGUACUCAGGGCUUCAGGGGCGUUGGUUGGGGUUUGUUAUGUUGUCCGCGGCUUUACUUACCCAGUAGGUUAGUACGUACAGUAUUCUGGACUGGUCGUUUUGAGGGAUUCAUGAUGGUUCUUCAAUAUCGUUUUUAGGGCAUAAUGGUUCUAAGAGAGAGAGAGAGAGAAAAACAUGGUAAGGGCUAGCUGAGGAGUCAUGACUGCCUCAAGACUACAUAAUCCUACCUACUAGUAUGUGGUAGUGGUACAGUAUGUAUCCAUGGAUACCACCUACAUAUGUACUUCACCAUGUCAUUUCUUUCUUUCUUUUCUUUUCCCUUUGGUGAAUACAUAUUCGUCCUGGUCUAGUUAAGGUCUAAUAACAGACAGACAUAUCGGCAGAUGGAAAGAUAAACAGGGGGGGUUCAAUGGUAAUUUGAUGGCUUGCAGCUUUGUACCUAGGGGUACUAUGUAUGUAAUACCGUUGAAGAAAGAACGCCACCGCUGUUCAAAGUUG
This is a messenger RNA of Hypoxylon fragiforme, 3752 nucleotides long. RefSeq lists its product as uncharacterized. NCBI's taxonomy places the organism in Eukaryota, Fungi, Ascomycota, Sordariomycetes, Xylariales, Hypoxylaceae. The record is from RefSeq and is a predicted model, not a curated record. The transcript has 4 exons. Bases 657 to 3227 code for a protein of 856 amino acids.